CUGUCAAAUAGUUCUUUUCCGGUUUUGUAAACGACGAAGGAGAUAUUGAACAAUGGGCCGUUACUCACGUGAACCAGAGAACGCCACCAAGUCAUGCAAGGCACGCGGUCCCAACCUACGUGUGCAUUUUAAGAAUACACAUGAAACUGCACAGGCCAUCAAGCGUAUGCCACUACGUCGUGCCCAACGUUUCCUCAAAGCUGUCGUCGACCAAAAGGAGUGUGUACCCUUCCGCCGUUUCAAUGGUGGUGUUGGCCGUUGUGCUCAAGCCAAGCAGUGGAAGACCACACAGGGUCGUUGGCCAAAAAAGUCCGCCGAGUUUCUGCUGCAGUUGCUGCGCAAUGCUGAGGCCAAUGCCGAUUACAAAGGCUUAGAUGUUGACCGUCUGGUGGUGGACCAUAUUCAAGUGAACCGCGCUCAGUGUCUGCGUCGCCGUACAUACCGUGCUCACGGUCGCAUCAAUCCGUACAUGUCGUCGCCGUGCCACGUUGAGGUUAUCCUAACUGAAAAAGAGGAGGUCGUGGCAAAGACUAACGAUGAUGAGCCCACAAAGAAGAAGCUUUCCAAGAAGAAGCUGCAACGUCAAAAGGAGAAGAUGUUGCGUUCUGAAUAAAAUGUAUUCUGCGGUGGCCCCCAGCCACCCAGCAUAUGUCUUGUAAUGAAACAAUUUUUUUUUACAACUAAAAUAUGCGUGUGUGUGUAGUAUCAGUUGUAGAAGUUGGCGAAUACAACAUCAACGACUCGAGAAUUCAAUGUAACUUUUUUUUUUGCUAGGUCUUAGGAUGUGUAUUUAGAACAUGAGCGUUUCCCGUAGUCUCGGAAUAAAGAUAAUAGUUUUUAUUUCAUAAA
This is a messenger RNA of Scaptodrosophila lebanonensis, 849 nucleotides long. It is a transcript of the gene RpL17, whose product is annotated as 60S ribosomal protein L17. Gene Ontology annotation, biological process: cytoplasmic translation. Gene Ontology annotation, molecular function: structural constituent of ribosome. Gene Ontology annotation, cellular component: ribosome; cytosolic large ribosomal subunit. The transcript is spliced from 3 exons. The record is from RefSeq and is a predicted model, not a curated record. NCBI's taxonomy places the organism in Eukaryota, Metazoa, Arthropoda, Insecta, Diptera, Drosophilidae. Bases 53 to 613 code for a protein of 186 amino acids.